AUGCAAAUAUUGAAGGAAAGAGAAGCAUUCCUAUCAAAUUUUGAAGUAGCCGAACAUCUCAAUGCUAUAAAACAAAAAUAUAAUUGGACAUUUACUCAACAAGAUGAAUUAGAACAAAAUCAACAAAAUCAACAACAACAACAACAAACAAAAAGAAAAAAUAGAUUUACAGAAUGUGGAAUAAAUCUUGAAAUAAUAACAAAAGAUAUUUUACAAUUUAUACAAAAUUCAAACUCGAAUUUAAUUAAUGAACCAACAAUUGAAAAUUUUAAAAAAAUGAUGGAAUUUUUAAAUCAAUUUGAAUUAAUGAAAGUUGAAAAAUUACAAAUUAUGAAUCAAUUACCUAGAAGUUUAGUUGUUUUAUAUUUAUUAAUUGAAGAUUGUGAAGAAAGAUUUAAUGAAGAACAAAGUCAAGGAAUUAUUGAUAAGAUUCAAGAAUUAUUUCCUAUUGAACAAACUUAUGAAGAAGAUGAAGAAGAAGGAGUAGAGGAAGAAGAUGGAGAAGGGGAGAUAGCAGCAGAGGGGGAAGAAGAAGAAGACGUUGAGAUGGAAUAA
This is a messenger RNA of Lodderomyces pseudojiufengensis, 555 nucleotides long. Its product is annotated as DNA-directed RNA polymerase III subunit. Gene Ontology annotation, molecular function: nucleotide binding. The coding region runs from base 1 to 555 and encodes 184 amino acids. The transcript has a single exon. Gene Ontology annotation, cellular component: RNA polymerase III complex. Gene Ontology annotation, biological process: transcription initiation at RNA polymerase III promoter. The record is from RefSeq and is a predicted model, not a curated record. NCBI's taxonomy places the organism in Eukaryota, Fungi, Ascomycota, Pichiomycetes, Serinales, Debaryomycetaceae.